This is a messenger RNA of Parnassius mnemosyne (clouded apollo), 4839 nucleotides long. The record is from the annotation of a GenBank genome assembly. Lineage: Eukaryota; Metazoa; Arthropoda; Insecta; Lepidoptera; Papilionidae.
AUGGUUAACAAAAGCGAAACAUUCACUACAGAGAAUAUGUUUAUUGUCAGUACCACCGAUGUUGCAUGUGAUUCAAAAGUGCUAAUCAAUCAAAAGGAAUCACAAUUUUCAAAUGAAGUAGAUGCUGUAAGCUCAGACAUCGGCUCGUUGGUCGGUCCUGUAAUAAAGCUGCCGGUUGAGACGAAAAUCGUAAUGCGAUUGGAAAAUACACAAAACCCACGUAUCACAAUAAAAAAAUCACAAAAAACUCAAAGUAGUGAUAUAAAGAAGAAAAUAGAUGCGGCGUGUUGUUUGGAGUCUACAUGUGUGGACCGUUUAACUGAGUUGGAUUCAGCAACUUCAAGACUGCGGAAGCGCGUUGAGCAACUGGCUAAGCGGGAAGCUGAACGCUUAGAUUUGUUAGAGCGCGCAGAGGCUGCGUGGAAAGAUCUUGAAAUGGGCUAUCAUCGCCGUCUCGCGCAUGCUGAAGAAAAACAGGAGGACAUUACGAAACAGAUAAAAAACUUAAUAGAUGAACGCAGCGGUUACAAGGACGCUUGUAUUGUAAUAGCAAAACAAAUUGAAGCCCGAGGAGAAGAUGUUAAAAAGGAUUAUGUGAAUCUGAAAAAUAUAGAGAAGGAGUUUUGUGAGCGGGCGCGAAAAAAGUUUCAACUUAUUGAAGAGGUAACGCACGCUGAUGCUUCACUCGCGGAGCAACAGUGCCGCGCCGCACAACUCAGUAGAGACCUGCAAUUAAAAGAAGAACAAGCGCGAAGAAAAGUAAAAAGUUUUGAAAAUGAAGUAGAGUCUUUACGUGGACUCAAGUUUGAUUCAGAAAGAGCGCUGCGUAACGAAUUAGGCGCGGUGAAAGAUCAAGUUGCAAACAUUUCUAAGCUACUUUUAUUAGAAGACAAUGAGAGUAAAAAUAUUAGCAACGAGCUUGAAGAAUUAAAUCAGAAAAAAAUAAAUCUAACUGAAGACUUGGAUGCCUGUAAAAUUAAGUGUGAUAGUCAUAUGCAAGGCAAAAUAGAAGAGCUUAAAACCAAAACGAAUGUGCUCGCUGAUAUUAGAGAAAACAUAUUAGAUUGUCGCUGUAAGCUACCUCAAGACAGCAGCGUGGAAGCAAAACGAACACCCUCCAUUGCCGCUAUAUGCCGAUGUACAUCUGAAAAUGAAAUACCGGAUUCAUGUUCGUGCACAUCUCUUCGAAGUAGCUUAAUGUCAAACUUGCUUAAAGAACUCUUCGGAGGUUUGCAAUCCGAGUUGGGUGAAACUGGACCAAUAAUGCCGUGCCAGUUGCUGAAGUGCUUAGAAGAUAAACAUAACUGGGACCAUUCCAGCGCAGUUAAAACUCAUCUCCGCACUUUCUUUUCACAAUUGCUUAUUGGUGAAUUAGAUAUUGCAAUUGCUUCAUCAAUCGAGAAAUAUCAUGCAAAGUGGGUAGGUGCCUCAUGCGCGGAUCAGGAUUUAUCAGUAAAACAAAAUGAAACCGAUGUCGAAGAAUGGCAGCAACGAAACUUGGAUAAACAGGCCCAAAAACUUGCGACGCAAUUGGCCGAACAAUUAUUUCAGGAGAGGGCUGAGCUAAUAAUGCAGAAAGCUAAAGAUAUUAUAAAGUCGUCACCGCCACCGUGUGAUUGUGAUAAAACAACAUCAGUUACUACGUACUCAUGCAUUUUAAAGACACCCACAAAAUCUACUUACCGAAAAAAUACUGAAGAAAAAGCUAAUUCACCUGCUAAAGGAAAUACUUUUAAAAACUCCACACCGCUUCAUUUUCAGGGGGAGGACUCUAAAAUUCAACCCAUUAAAGGAAUGUGCUUGAAACACACACAUGAAAGAAAAAAUAAGGGCCGAGAUAACCGUAAUAUUUCAAGAGAAACCAAAAAAGAUAAAAAAUUUUUAAGUAUCAAACAAAUCGUUAAUCACAGAGCAGUAAGUACAGACAGGAAUGCAACUUUAUGUAACAUAAAGUUUAGUCCCUUAAGUAAAAAGCAAGCCGAAAACGUUGUUUUUAUUAGAGAUACGAACAAAUUAAAUUUGAAUCGGGAUUUGUCUUGUAAAUAUUCUAAUAAAGGAUCAGGAAAAAGAUCAGGUCAGUCUUUCGCAGUCAAUUUAUGUCUAUGUGAUCCACAAAGAGACCACCACAAAAUUUUAUCAGAAAAAAAUAAUUUUAAGAAAAAUCAAAAUAUGUCAUACAGGAGUCACGGUAGCUACCAAGAUAAUUUGUCUCUUUCAAGGCCGUUAAAAAAACUGUCUAAUACUGAAUUAGUAAAACCUGGUAAACAAUCUUAUGAUAUAUUGAAUAAACAAUCGAAAAUUUCUUAUGAUCUUCGUUGCUCGAGUGAGUGUGGUUGCUUUCACAAAAUACCUUCAAGUAGAUCAAUUGAUAAACUCUUAGAAACUUAUAGAAGAGAAGAGUCUUGUUUAGUUGAUAAAAGAAACUCAAAAGAUGAGGUAACCCAGGACGCUAAGCAUGUAUCUGUACGUAGAAGUGUGACUGAAAAUAGUGAAAUUCUUUUCAAUUAUGACCUAGCUCAAGAAAAUGAUAAAAAUUUAUUCAUGCCAAAUUCAAAUGAGAAAAUACUUACAAUUUACUCGAAAAAAAUUCAACCUGUAUAUAGUACUUCAAAUUACGUAAGUGUUAUAAAUUGUGAAAAGGGUAAUGAAUUAUUAGAAAGUCCAGAUAUUAUAAAAAGUAACGUUGCUAAAGCACAUGCACAAGUUAAUAUUACUGAUAAUGUUCCUAAUUCAAAUAUCAAAAAUGAAAAAAAAUUAUAUAGGAACCAUAACACACAAUUUUCAAGCAAUGAAAUAAUCGAAAAACAUGAUAUGAAUUUUGAUGAUAAAAGUUACUUACAUAUUAAAGAAAACCCUACUCAUGAUCAGUGUUGCAAAUAUACUAGUAUCGAAAAAUUAAUUUGUGAUACUCAAAUAAGCGUACAGAGCUGUUUAGUAGAACCUCAUUUGGGUACUAAUUGUUCAUUAACAACUGUUAAUCAAUGUAACAAGUGUAAAUUUCCUUAUGACUCACAUUAUAAUGUAAAGUUCUUGGGAGUUUCCCUAAACAAUAACACAGGUAAUCAUACUAGUUGUGAUGUUACAAAUAAACUAUUAACUAAUAAAAGCUGUUUAAAAGCGGAGAGUAUCCAAAUUAACAACGUUAGUCAGUACAACGAAAAUAAACCAAAAUUAAGUUAUGAUAAUUAUAAUAAUUUUAAAGAGGGUAACAACGUAUCGUUUGAUAUCUAUAAUAGUUCGAUAAAAUCGUUCGAUAACAAUAACAAGUGCACCUGUUGUAAUAAAGAUAACGAAGAUGAAAAUAAUGACUUAGAAAUCAAUACUUUUGAACUAUUAACAGAGUAUUUCAAGAAAAAGUUGGAGGAUUUAAAAUUAUCUACUUCAACUUCUGCUAGCCUACCUUGUAAGGAAGACAUUUUAUAUUCUGAUAUACUUAAACGAAUAAAGGAAAUAAUUUUGGAAAAAUCUACUGAAAUAACAUGUAACUGUUUAAAACAAAGUCAAAUUGAUAGAAGUGAAAUAAGUUGGAGGAGAGCUUGUGGACUUUUACAAGAAUAUCUAAGGUCUAAAAUAAAAAGAAUUCAGUGCUCUUGUUCUAUCAACGCUAAAAACUCUGAUAUAGUAGUACACGAAAUCUUAGAAAAGAUCUGCGAAUUGAUUGAAUACGACUUUAGACAAUUGAAAAAAAUCUAUAAUCAUAACAAUACUUUGAAAUUUUGCAAUAAUAAAAUAAAGAUAGAUAAUCUUCAAUCUUUUAAUGAUGCAGUGAUAAAUAAUCUUAGUCAGGUAACUGCAGAUCUUAUAAGUGAAGUGAAUCCUGUUUGUGAUACUGUAAUUAAUAAAAAUAUAUCUGAAUACAAUAUAGAAGUAAGCAAUCCUAUAAAAGAAAGUAAUGCUUAUAACGAAGCACCAAAUUCUGUUUCAAUAUUUGAAACUGGUGAAAUAAAUAAAUCUAGAAAGCAAACCCUUACACCGAAUACGAACGUAGAGCAAAUAGAAGAAUUAAAUGAAGUUAAUAAUGUGGAUGUUUUUAAAGAACAUGCUUUAAAUUUAAUGGAUGUCCAAAAUGUGAAUAAUAAUAUGAAUAACAGUAUAACUAAGUCAUUGAUAUUUGAAAAAAAAGUAAGCGAUAAUAAUUUUAAACACAACACAUUUAUAUGCUCUUCUAUACCUUACAUCGGUUAUACCAUAAAUUGUUCAUGUGAUCAAAACCUUGGUACAUGUAUUUGUGCCAAAUCUUUAUUUGAUGAGAAUAAAAUAAUGAAAAAUGAUUUAUGGAAAGACAAGUCACAUACAAAUAUAUCUUACAUAAUGAAAAAUGUUACUAACUCAAAUCAAUUAAACUAUGAGGAACAAGAAGAUUAUAUUAAGCUUGAGAAAGGAAUAUACGCUCAUUUAAUUGGUGAAGACGUUGAGUUAAAAAGUUCAAAACAAUGUUUACAUAAUUUUAUACAUGACGCCACAAAUACGUCACAUAUUUACUCAAAUAACGAAACAGUUAAUUUGAGUUAUGAUGAAUGGGACGACUGUGAAUCUUCUCCUUGUUGUCAAACAAAUAAUGAGUAUGUUAAUAACCAGGAACAGUUUUGUAGUUAUUUCAAUUCACCCGUAGAUAAACUUGCAAAUCGGUUGAAAGAUAAAAUAAUAUUAGAUAGUGAUGAAGUGAUGGCAUACGGUAUUAGGUCACAAAACUGCAAUUGUGAAAUGGUUCCAAUUUGUCAUGUUAAAAUGCUUGUAGGUAAUAUCGAAAGUAAACUUGUGAAUUCAAUGUGCACGUGUGAUUCUAUGGACCCAAAAGUUUGUCCGGUACAUUUUGAAACAAGUUCUAAUUUUAAUUAG